Messenger RNA from Echinostoma caproni, 1170 nucleotides. NCBI's taxonomy places the organism in Eukaryota, Metazoa, Platyhelminthes, Trematoda, Plagiorchiida, Echinostomatidae. The record is from the annotation of a GenBank genome assembly.
AUGUCCGCUGCACAGCACGUUCUCCCCUCGGACUAUCCUGCUUAUGCGCCGCACCUAUUCUCCAAAUCCGUCAGGGCGUUUUUCUCCAAACGAAUAAGCAGUUUCAAUUUGGCUCCGACCACAAAUCGAACUCUUUCUAAACUGAGCAGUCCACUCCCGUCAGUCGUGGAUCGACGAUCGGCGGACCCCUAUCCAGAACCCCCCACAGAUGAUGCUCACGAGGCUCAUUUACAACAGACUUGGCUGAAACGGAGUUUCUCCCUUGUACCCGAACGUUUCGAUGGGGUUGCAACCAGUCCACGAUCCGGUCUGCCGUUGCUCGCUGAUCGUUCCAUGCUCCACUGUGAACAUUUUCUGGUUUUUGUGGCCUGUAUUUUAGUGGUUCUUGGUUUGCCAUUCUCACUUCUCUUCUGUUUACGCGUGAUUGCUCAGUAUGAGCGUGCGGUCAUUUUUCGCCUCGGUCGACUCACAUCCAAAGAGGCAUCCGGUCCAGGACUGGUUUUCACUAUCCCUUGUUUGGACACAGUAGAACGUGUCGAUUUACGCACAUACACUUUCGAUGUGCCCACCCAAGAAGUACUCACUCGGGACUCGGUCACGGUGGCUGUAAAUGCAGUGGUCUACUACCGGAUCUACGAUCCGGUUAUGUCUGUGGUGAAUGUUAAAAAUGUGAACUGUUCGACCCGACUCCUAGCCCAAACCACACUGCGUAACGUGUUAGGCACCGUCGAUAUGUGCGCGUUGCUGACUGAUCGGGAACACAUCGCCGCGCUAAUGCAAGAGACUUUAGACGCGGCAACCGAUACAUGGGGUAUGAAAGUUGAGAGGGUAGAGAUCAAAGAUGUACGAUUGCCCCUACAACUACAGCGCACUUUGGCAGCGGAAGCUGAAGCGACGCGGGAGGCCAAGGCCAAAGUGAUCGCAGCCCGCGGAGAAAAAGAAGCAUCCAGAUCGCUGAAAGAAGCAGCGAUGGAAAUCAGUCACUGUCCUGUCGCGCUUCAGCUGCGCUAUUUGCAAACAUUAAGUGGAAUUUCGGCGGAGAAAAAUUCAACCAUUAUUUUCCCCCUGCCCAUUGAAUUACUCUCCUAUUUACGUCAAAUUUGUUUUCCUUGUUUUCAUUUUGUACUCACAUACACAGCUGGACUGGUAACUCCCUCACUCUCUCUCUGA